AUGCUCGCCCUGCAUGCUGUCACACUCCUGGGGCUGCUGGUCACUGCCUCUGGCCUGCAGUGCCCGAAAUGCCUGCCCUGGCAAGGGAACUGCCGGGACGAGGUGGAGACGUGUCGACUGGGCCAGAACUUCUGCGUGGUGCAAGACUUGUACGUGAACCCAGUCAUGACCAGUGCAAUGUGCGUGGGGGGCAUGGCUCUGCACAGCUGUGGUCUGCUUUCCCGGGACGUUGCAGUCAGACUGAGUGGCAACAGCUUCUGCUGCACCACAGAUCUGUGCACCAACAAGAGCUACGCCAGCAUGCCAAUUCCCCCUGGGCGUCCUGUCUGUCAGAGCUGCGUGGGAUCUGCCACCGCCUGUGGCCCCAACUCCCUGACCUCGCCCUGCCCCAACUCCCAGGACCUGUGUCUGCAGCUCUCCCGGCACGUGUUGCCCGGGGAGGAGGGAGAUGCUGUGUACAAGGCGUGCGGGGAGCAGGGCCCCCCCGAGGAGCUGCUGGCCAUGGCUGUUGGGCCUGACCUGGCGUAUGUGCAUGUGCAGCGCUGUCACGGGGUUGGAUGCAACAACGGCUCCUUUGUUAAGGUGCCCCGGGGGAAGCCCAAUGGGAAGCUCUGCUAUAGCUGCCAGGAGACAGGAGCAGGCGAGUGCAACAAUGAGCAGCUGAGGCCCAUGACCUGUAUGGGGGCCAUGGACCAGUGUCUAGAAGUUCAGACUACAGACUGGUACCACCCUGUGACCCUGCUCCGCGGCUACGCCAGCACCGACCUUUGCCGCUCCUGGGAGCUCCUGGGCCGCCUGCUGCUGCCGGCAGACACCUUGGUUCACUGCUGCUCUGGGAGCCUCUGCAACCACGCAGCCUCCUGCCGGGACCCCCUGCCCCUCCUGCUGCUGCCCCUGGUGUUCCUGCUGCUGUUGGUGGGGGCCUGGAGCUGCGCAGGGGGUGGGAACCCAGGCAUCCGGGUGCACGUCCAAGGUCCAGAAGACCCAGGCAGCUGGGACAUGCACACACACAAACACAGGACCAAGCUGUCCAGGAUACACACAGACACAUAAAACUCAGGUAUCUGGGCUCCAACUCACCCUAGCCCAUUAAACUCCCAGGAAACCCAGGUGUCCAACUCCCCCCCCAGCCCGGUAUGUUGCUUCAAACCCAUCUGAGCCCAUUCAGUGCCCAGGGAACCCAGGAGUCUGAGACAUGCACACACAACCCAGGUGUCCACAUC
Messenger RNA from Alligator sinensis (Chinese alligator), 1223 nucleotides. Its product is annotated as urokinase plasminogen activator surface receptor-like. The record is from RefSeq and is a predicted model, not a curated record. Lineage: Eukaryota; Metazoa; Chordata; Crocodylia; Alligatoridae. Gene Ontology annotation, cellular component: plasma membrane.